Messenger RNA from Eptesicus fuscus (big brown bat), 1353 nucleotides. Its product is annotated as tripartite motif-containing protein 64-like. The transcript has 6 exons. Lineage: Eukaryota; Metazoa; Chordata; Mammalia; Chiroptera; Vespertilionidae. The record is from RefSeq and is a predicted model, not a curated record. Bases 1 to 1353 code for a protein of 450 amino acids. Gene Ontology annotation, molecular function: protein binding; zinc ion binding.
AUGGAGUCACACACCUUGCAAGGCUUACUGAGGGAACUCACCUGCUCCAUCUGUAUGAACUACUUCCUAGAUCCGGUCACCUUAGACUGUGGGCACAGCUUUUGCCGUCCCUGCCUGUGCCUCAGCUGGGAUGCGGCUCAGAUUCCAAUACGCUGCCCUUAUUGCAGACAAGUGUCAGAGAAGCCAGAUUUCAAAACCAGCAUCACACUCAGGAGACUGGCUUCCCUAGCGAGAAAGGCCAGAGCUGACUCUGUCAACAGCUCUGAGGAGCAAUUCUGUGUGCCACACAAAGCAGCAAAGAGGCUCUUCUGUGACAUUGAAAAGAAACUCUUCUGUAGGCACUGCUCUGAUUCCCCGAACCAUGUGGCUCACAGCCACAGUCCGACCCAACAGGCUGCUGAGGACUACAGGGAGGAACUUCUCAAGAGAAUGGGCUCCUUAUGGAAUAUGUCUCAAGAAAUGCAAAACAAUGUGAAGAUAGAAGAUAAGAAAGCCAGGUCAUUGCAGGAUUACGUGGCCCUUAGGAAGGUAAUGAUCAGAGCUGAAUAUCAGAAGAUUCAUCAAUUUCUCUAUGAGGAGGAGCGCCUCUAUGUGAACACAAUGGAGAGAGAAGCAAAUGAGAUCUUCCAACAACUGCAGGAAAGCAAAGUCAGAAUGACCCAACAGACAGAAAGCCUGAAAGAAAUGUUUAGAGAGCAGAUGGGCAUGUGCCACAAGCCAGAUGUGGAGAUGCUCCAGGAUUUGGGAACUGUGUUGGAAAGGACCAAAUUGGUGCGGAAUCAAAAGCCUCAACCAGUGAAUCCGGACCUCACUUCCUGGUGCUGCACUGGACUCCUGGAGUUGCUGAACAAGUUCAGAGUGGAUAAUGUCCUGAGUGAUGGAAACAUCAGUCUCUUCGUGUGUAUUUCUGAGGAUGUGAGGAGUGUGUUGUUUCCAGCUGACCAUUACAACAUGUCCAGGGAGCCCCAGAGACUGCGGAGUUUUGUGAUUUGGGGAACGCAUACCUUCACCUCUGGUAGACAUUACUGGGAGGUGGAUGUGCCACACUCCUCGUGUUGGAUUCUGGGAGUCUGUAAAGAUAUCCUCAUAAUGGAAAACCUUUUCUUUAUUGAUUGGGAAGAAGCAUCUGUUCUAUUUUCCUUGAAGAUGAAUGAUCAUUUUUAUCUCUACACUAACCGCCCACUCAUAGUUCAUCAUGUGAAAAUGCCUGUGGGUAAGAUUGGAGUUUUUCUGGACUAUGACAAAGGAAUUGUGAGCUUCCAUAAUGCUGGCAAUGGUUCCCUCAUAUGUAGUUUAGUUUCUUCCUCCUUCUCUUCCCCUCUGAAGCCUUUCCUUUGCUUGGAAGCUUCAUGA